UGAGUCGCCUUGACGCAUCAGUGUGUGGCGAGCGCCUAACAGGCUGGCAUUGAGGGGCCGGCAGAAAGGCGCGAACUUCGAAAGUCGAACAGCGACGGAUAAAAAAAAAAUAAUCAAGAAAAAAAGCGCGAACUUUGACAUAUAUAGCAACUGGCAGCUAAAAAAAGAUUAGACAGUAAAGAGGAUUUUAUGUGAUAUUUAUUAAUAUAUGUAAAAAUGUCUAAAUUAAAUGUUUUGAUUGUGUUUUGUGUGUGCGUACCGUUGGUUCAGUUGCAAGGUCCAGGUUCGGGAUCGGAUGGAAAUUUACGUCUGUGCGUCGUGGAAGGUCGCGGUCCGUUCAAACGGGGCGCAACUUUCUGUCCCAUUCUGGAAGAGGAGAAUUCUGGUGUGGAGUGUGUCCUGGGAGCUGAUCAACUGGACUGCCUGCGUCGCAUUAGUAAAGGCACGGUUGACUUCGGAGUGUUCAGCCCCGAGGAUCUGAUAGCGGCGCAGUGGGCCAACAUUGACGUUCUAGUCACUAACGAGAUUAGGCAGAGGCAUAGACCAUACGAACGGAGAAUAGUGUCCGUAGUCAAUCGUCGUAUCCUGUUCGAGACCGAUGCGUCUUUGUCAAAUGUUCUCAGGAACAGUACUCUGUGCCACCCGGGCGUGGGAGUUGACGACCUCCGACCUAUGUCAGAUACACUCGCUGAGUACCUGGAGUCCCUCAUCAUCCCUCGCUCCUGUGAGCCCGAGCUGACGCUCACUGAGAACCACAUCAAGGCUGUGUCCAGCUUCUUCUACAAGGCCUGUAAGGCCGGACCCUGGGUUCCAGACAAACAACGCGACGCGGCGCUAAAGAAGAAGUAUCCAAAUCUGUGUGGAGCGUGCGCGAGCCCGGAUUGUUCUACAAACGACAAAUACUGGGGCCCGCUUGGAGCCCUGCAGUGUUUGGGGGACGACGCGGGCGACGCCAUGUGGGGGGAGAUGGAUGACGUCAUGUACUUCUUUGGGGUGAACACAUCGUCCCCGGCCGGUUCCGCUGCUAAUAUCGAUUCCUUUGCCUACUUGUGUCGCGACGGGAGCUCCCAGCCCGUCGCCGGGAACAUGGCACCCUGCGUGUGGCUCAACAGACCCUGGCCCGUCGUUAUAGCGAAGCGGAAGGCGUCCGCGUCAGUGAGUUCCCUGGUGUCCUCGUUGAAGGAGGAGGACCUGUUCAGUAGCAACUGGCGCGAAGCCCUGGCCUCACUACUCGAGGUCCGCCGGGCCCCCGUCACAGCCCACAUGAAGGCCCCCCUAGACUACCUCGCAUCAGCUCGGGGCUUCAGGGAAGCUUACAGUCAGAGCGGAUGUGAUCCGCCGAGGCACAUAACAAUGUGUACGAAUUCGUUGUUGGAGAAGAACAAGUGCGAGUGGCUGAGCGAGGCGGGCGCCGUGUACGGGGUGAAGCCUCCGCUGCAGUGCACCAUGACGGCGGGGGCUGCGGACUGUCUGAGGAGCGUCAGGGACGGCGCUAGUGACGUCACUGUACAGCACAGCGACUGGCUGCCGGUGGGCAGCAGGUUUUUCGAUUUGAAGCCUGUGCUAUACGAAGUGACUCCUAUAAUGGAAAAAAUGGACACAGUGAUGGCCUACGUCAGACGCGACGCCAAUAUAAACGACAUGGCGGAACUGCGCGGGAAAAGGGCCGCGUUCCCGAGCUACGACGGCGUCGCGUGGCAUUCGGUGUUCAAAUACAUAGCGGAUAAAGAGAACUACAACUGCUACGACGCCGUGCACGAUUACUUCAGUGAGAUCUGUGCACCGGGACUCGAAGUCAGUGGAUUCGAAGUGGAUAUCACGGAUAGAUAUACGAGGAACUGCUACAAGGAUGGGGACGAGGUGGUGAGGGGAGAGGUGGCGGCGCUGAGGUCGGUCGUGGAAGGGAAGAGUGAUGUGGCGUUCAUUAGUAUGAGAACUGUUAGAAUGUACCAAAGUAACCUAAUAAACGAGCCUUGGUCUAACACCCUCGUGGACCUGAAGCCGGUCUGUCCCGAGGAGAACAGGAAAUACUGUUACAUAUCCUGGUCGAACAUCGGUCACAUUUACGCCAAACGAAACAUCACAGCUAUGAGGAAACACGAAAUAAUCACGAUGUUCACGAAGUUAGAUCAAUUGUUCGGCAAACAUCAACCCUUCCAUAGCGUCAUGUUCACGAUGUACGGGCCGUUUAAUCACCAGACCGAUGUCAUAUUCCACAACAACACUAAAAGCCUAUCAACUGACAACUUAUUUAAAACGCAUCCAUACGUCUCUAUGCCGUUCAACUUUGACAGUAGGUUUAAUGACAGCGUCUGUCACACGGACAUAACGAGCACAGCGUAUAAAAUGGCGCCAACAGUUGUAUUGUUGGUUGCAAUUUUAAGUAUAUUAGUCAUGAAUUAGUAAUUUAUUGUAAAUAAAUAUUUUUUUAUUA
Messenger RNA from Danaus plexippus (monarch butterfly), 2434 nucleotides. RefSeq names its product transferrin-like. Lineage: Eukaryota; Metazoa; Arthropoda; Insecta; Lepidoptera; Nymphalidae. Gene Ontology annotation, cellular component: recycling endosome; plasma membrane; early endosome. The coding region runs from base 217 to 2403 and encodes 728 amino acids. Gene Ontology annotation, biological process: iron ion transport. The transcript has 11 exons. The record is from RefSeq and is a predicted model, not a curated record.